This is a messenger RNA of Pantherophis guttatus, 1277 nucleotides long. RefSeq names its product ring finger protein 228 (gene RNF228). The record is from RefSeq and is a predicted model, not a curated record. Gene Ontology annotation, molecular function: ubiquitin protein ligase activity. Gene Ontology annotation, biological process: protein ubiquitination. NCBI's taxonomy places the organism in Eukaryota, Metazoa, Chordata, Lepidosauria, Squamata, Colubridae.
UCCAGAGAAGCCGCAGACUGGGGAGGUUUAGCUAAUGUCCCUGGGUGUUGCAUGCUUCUUGGCAUCCUCGAGCAGAAGCCGCAAUUCAGAAGGGGGUGAGGAGCCAGCCGCCCGCCCGCCCGCCAGCGGCCACAGCAGCAAAAGAAGCACGCAGCACUGCAGGCGGCGGUUCAUGCCCAGAACUUCCCAACCGCGCAGCAUCAGAAGGGCUCCGGAGAGGGGCACCGGCUCGGCUCCGACCCUCCGCUAAACUCGCACCCCACAGCCGACCUUUCACCCGCCGCAGCGGCGCGGAGCCUUCAGAUGAAACGACGCGGCUAUGGCAGAUCCGAGGCAACCACCGCCCGGUCACGAGGGAAGGAGCCAGCAGGGCGAGGAGGCUGAAGGCCACGAAGAAGACUCCGCCGAGGCGGCCUCGCGGAGCGCCGUCGCCUCCUGCCUCGCCUUAGCGGCGGAAGAGCGCGAAUGCCGGAUCUGCUACAACCCCUUUGACGCCGAGGCCCGCGCGCCCAAGCUCCUGGCGUGCCUGCACACCUUUUGCCUGGACUGCCUGGUGCAGAUGCAUCGCCACCAAACCCAGAGCGGCGGCGGCGGCGGAGGCGCGGGGAGGGGCGCGGCAGCGGAGCGCGGCGGCCCAGGCGACGCCAUCACGUGCGCGUUGUGUCGGCACCGCACGGCCCUGCCGAAGGGACACGUGCACGACCUGCCGCUGAACACCAAGCUCAUCCCGCCACCGCCGCCGCCGCCGCCGCCUCCGGACCGCUUGCAGCUCCUGCCCCUCUCGUGGGCGCCUCGGCCUACGUUUCAGCGCCCCCUGCCGGAGCAGGGCGGAAAUGGCGCGCUUUCUCCCGAGGCUGCUGAGGCGAGCGGCGGCUGCAAUGAAACCGGCUGGAGCCGGAGGCAGGAGAUGCGGACCGUGCGCUGCGUGUGCAUCGUCUUUACCUUCUUCUCCAUGAUGGUCGUCUCUAUCACCGGGCCCCUCUUCCUCAACUACAGUGGUUGGGUGGAGCUCUUCAUGGUGUCGCUCUUCCUCGUGGUUGCCAUCGUCCUGGCCCUCCUCUCCGUCAUGCCUUACCUCCUCCACAGCCGCGGAUACCGGACUGUGGCCGCGGCCUUGCUCGCGGGAGAAGGAGCGAGCGUCCCCCGAGGGGCGGCGCUCGGCCGGAUGCCGAUCUCCAGCCAUUCGUAGGCAGCUCUUUGCCCGACCGCUAGGCCGAGAUCAGGUUCCUUUCCUGAGAAUUCGGCAGCUGUUAAAAGCAAACAGAGCCUGGCCAGAA